This is a messenger RNA of Monomorium pharaonis (pharaoh ant), 4369 nucleotides long. RefSeq names its product ADP-ribosylation factor 6 (gene Arf51F). Gene Ontology annotation, biological process: vesicle-mediated transport; intracellular protein transport. Bases 229 to 756 code for a protein of 175 amino acids. Gene Ontology annotation, cellular component: cytoplasm. The transcript has 5 exons. Lineage: Eukaryota; Metazoa; Arthropoda; Insecta; Hymenoptera; Formicidae. Gene Ontology annotation, molecular function: GTP binding; GTPase activity. The record is from RefSeq and is a predicted model, not a curated record.
AUGAUUUACCGCGGAAGGACGUGACAACGACAUGCCGUCGUGCCUGGCGACGAUGAAAUAACGCUCUCGUGGGCGCACGAGAAGCGAUAACCGCUGGACCAACCGGCAGAGAACUAUGCGCAGCGCAAUUGUGAUGUGUCCGUGCAGUAUCGUCGACGGUCAAGUGCUCGCUCUACUCUGCAGAUGUUUCUCGUGCAGGUGCCGGGUGCGUAGAACACAGCUGGCAAAAUGGGCAAGUUGUUGUCAAAGAUCUUUGGCAACAAGGAGAUGCGUAUUCUCAUGUUAGGACUGGACGCGGCAGGAAAAACUACAAUAUUGUAUAAACUUAAACUAGGACAGUCUGUGACAACUAUACCAACUGUAGGAUUCAAUGUAGAAACAGUUACCUAUAAGAAUGUAAAAUUUAAUGUGUGGGAUGUAGGGGGUCAAGAUAAAAUACGUCCGUUAUGGCGUCACUACUAUACAGGGACGCAAGGACUUAUUUUUGUAGUAGACUGUGCAGAUCGAGAUAGAAUCGACGAAGCUCGCCAAGAACUUCAUCGAAUCAUAAACGAUAGGGAAAUGCGUGAUGCGAUAAUUUUAAUCUUUGCUAAUAAACAGGAUCUUCCGGAUGCAAUGAAACCGCACGAAAUACAAGAAAAACUGGGAUUAACUAGGAUACGAGAUAGAAAUUGGUACGUUCAACCAUCUUGUGCCACAACGGGAGAUGGGCUUUAUGAGGGCCUUACGUGGUUAACCAGUAAUCAUAAAUUAUGAGCAAAUAUUUAUUUUUCACAAAUUAGCUAUAUAUAUAUACACCAGAGAAUACACGCGUUUGCUUUGUAUUUUUUAUUUUAAUUUAUCAUGUGGAGGCUCCGUCAAGACGAACAACUGACAAUGAUACAUUUGACGACAUCAUUUUUAUAAGUAAAGUUAUCACAGGUGCAAAAGGGGAAAAACAAUAUAAAGAGACAACUACUAAUGGUGUGUUCCAAUAAUAUCGACACUAGGUGAAUAAUAAUUUAUUGUAAACGAGGUACCAAGGGGCGCAACCUUUGUUAUACUAGCUAUUUAUCCCAUUUCAUGUGGAAAAUAAAUAUCGAAUAAAGUUACGCGCUAAGCGGAUUUAAUAUUCGCCCUGUACAUGUAACAUAUUCACACAAGUGUACUAUUUCAUGAGACACAUAAGUUGUGUACAAGAAAAAAAGAAGGAAACGAAAUUACGAGAAUCUAGUUAUGAUAUUAAGAAGUUCACGGAUUCACAAGGAUUAGUAUACUGUAUAACUUACCUUUGCAGGAUCAUAUCUAAUAUCUAUGUAAUUGUUAUUUGAGCGGAGUUGCGUUUCUCGAGUGGAAAGUACCUCAGGUUUUUAAACGAAACGCAGCUAGAUUUUUAACUUUGCAAUAUCUUGUUGUCAAAAUGCUAUCUAAUGUGUAUUAUAUGAUAUUCGUAUAUAUAGCCCGUGAGAAUAGCACGUGAAUAAAUUUAAAAUACCUAUAUUGAGGCUUUAUAUAUAGUACAGUGAUACUAUAUAUUUCGUUAGUAAAUAUUCUUGCUGUUUUAGAAUUCUGUGCCGAAAAAUAAUUCGACUUUUUCUUUUGUAACGUCGUCUUCCAACUCGCUUAUAUUUUUAAAUUCCCUUUUCUGUUCAUCUCGAUCACGGGUGAUCGAAAUAUUAUAUCUAAUGCAUUUUUGGACUUCUUAUGAUUACGCACAAAUUGCAGAAUAUAAGGAAGCAAUGCAAUAAGAAGUUAUCGGUUUACUGAUGUUGUGAGCUCAAAAACAAAAAAAAAGAAGAGAAGAGGAAACAAUGUUACAAAGAACGUAACAGCAUUAAAUCUGCCAAUAUUUUUUACUGUUUAAGUGAAUAUCAGAUAAUAAAGCAUCUUAGUAUUAUAGGUCGCAAAAAUGACCGGCUCGUUAAGAACAACAUUUUAAACGGACAAGAUAAAUGUUUCCGCGUGACCGUUUUAUUUCUCAUAGCGCAUAAUCCAUAGAAUAAGAUUAGUAAGAAUAUACUUCGAGAUUCAUAACUGAUUCAUAGAAGUUUAUAAAGUGUUCAAAAUAUUUGUGUAUGAUUAUCAAUCAAAUUGAGUUAUACGAGUAAAUAAUAAUGAUGGUACACUUUGUAAUUCGUGAAUGCAUUGACACCUUGUUUACAUUCCAUGGUACAUUAGCGAAUUAGAUUGUUAGAAGGUUUAAGUUAUAUAUAUAUAUAUAUAAAUAAUCUAUAUGGAUUAUAACGAGAGAUUUUUCCUGAACGUAAGUUUGUAUAACUUUCUCAGCAUCCGUACCAUUAAUAUUAAGUAAUCUCACUUGAGAGAGAUGGUGUGUGAAGUUAUACGCACUGUCUGUAUAAAAAAUCGUAAUCAGGCUUUGGAAAUACUCAACUCUUUUUCAGAGAUUAGAUAUAUUACUUAGCACUCUCUAUGGCCAUGGUAUUUGUACAACCUCGUCUACAUUUUUUAACAAUGUUUCGAAUAGUGGUACCAUUAUUGUCUACACUCUCUAAUCUAAUAUUAAAAUAUAUAUAUAAUUGUGUUACAUUUUAUCAUCAGCUUUAGCAGAAGUCAUUUUUUCAUUAUUAAAUGUGAUGUUAUGAUGUUAAUUGACGAAGUUUUAUGUACAUAAAUAUGUUUGAUAUAUUUCAGCUUAUGUGUCGAGCGUCUUAUGUGUUCCAUACAUCCACUACUAAUAUACUAUUUAAAAAAUACAAAAUAAUAACGAAUUAUAUAUACAUGCAAAGUUUCUCGAGGACUAAUAGAAAAUGUUCGAUGGCGGUUUUGAUAAAAAAGAAAAAGCACAUAGGCAAAGAAAAGAGUUGCUCCAAAAAGACAAUAUAAGUUUCAGAAAGAAAAUAAAUUCUAAAUUUUUUUAUAUACACAUAAUAAAGAUAUUAUCUGUUUAUUAAACUAGUUUACUAUGCAGCAUUGAAAUAAGUCAGAGAUAAUUUAUAAUUAUAAACUAUUUUGCUUUACUAAUCCAAAGCCUGAACAUCACAAGAAUUUUACGGCAUUAAAGAAAAAUCCUAUGAUUAGUUUGUAGAGGUAAUUACAGUAAUUUUGUUAUUACUUGACAAAUUAUAGUACUUUAAUAGACUCCAGUAACAUUUUAAUAAACUCAUAUCUAGAGUUCAAAGAUAAAAAUAUGAAAAAGCCAGUGAAAAAUUAUAAAUCACAAACUCCAAAAUACGUAGUUUCCAAAUUCAGUUCGUGAUGAACAAGUAGCUUUGUUGCGAUAUAUUACAUUGUACUCUAUCUUGCAAAAGAGGAUAUUCAUGCAUAUUUAGAGUAUACAGAUGUAUUGAUUGCUACAGUUUUGGAUAAUUUGAUAUUUUAUUAAUUUGGUAGUCGUUAUAUAAAGAUCCUAAAAUUUAUUGCUAUCGAGAGAGAUGCGCUGAAGAUUUUUACUCAAAAUAAAAAUCAUACAGUGUAACGUGUCAUCCCUUUCACUUAUACAUACACAUAAACAUACGUAUCUUUCUCAUUAAACGGAAGAACAUUCAGGUGAUUUGCCAUUUAGAAAAUUAGCGAUUUAAUAAUUACAUCUUAUCAGGGGCCAUACAAGAAAAUUUAGGCUCAUUAAAGCGCUUUGGAGCAUAAGAAAUAAUAUUAGGCGACACUGUUAAUCGACACUGUCAGUUUACACAUGAAUCGACGCUAUCAGCCAGAGAAUUCCUAAUGCACCAUUAUUGUGAAUAGAAUAUUUCCGAGAAUAAAAUAUCUGCCUUAGAAGGGAAGACUUGGCGCGAUAAAAGAGAAAAUCUGUUCUGUUAAUUCACAUAUUUGCUAUUUAUUCCUAUUGUUUAGUCUAUAGUAUGUUAUACUUUUAAUUAUAGUCUUCGAAUAUUAUAUUAUAAAAGUAUUUACGCGUAAUUAUACAAAUAAAUUUUAAUAUUUUAAAAAGUAAUCUUCAUUAAAUCAACGGGAAAUCUCCCGUAUUCUUCGAAAUAGAACGAGUUUUUCACAAAGAAUCUCGGGGCAAUAAGAUAAUUUCGAUUAGGAACAUUUUUACUGGUGCAACAGGAGCUUUUUGGUUCAUGGUGUGUAUAUGGAAUAUAAAUAUAUAAUAAAUGCAAUAUAUAAAUAUAAUAGCAAUUUUUACGAAAUCGGAAAUCGACGAAGGAAGGCUAGAAAGUAUAUAUGUACUUGUAUAUUAUUAUCAUUUGUAUAAUAAAAAUUUCUUUAAAUUGUGCACAUUCUGUAGUAUGUAUGCAUGUGUAUCAUGCAAUAAACACGCGCAGCAAUUUGUUAUUUAUGAUAUUGAUUCGUAGGUAUAAAAGCACUAAAUAUACUAUGGUUUACUUUUUUUAUUAAUACUUUAAUAUAUAUUAUUCCCAAUUUUUACACAAGACUGAUUCAACAUAAAAUAAAUAACAUUGUUAAAAUU